This is a messenger RNA of Polyodon spathula (Mississippi paddlefish), 3233 nucleotides long. It is a transcript of the gene mmel1, whose product is annotated as membrane metallo-endopeptidase-like 1. Gene Ontology annotation, biological process: protein processing. The record is from RefSeq and is a predicted model, not a curated record. Gene Ontology annotation, cellular component: plasma membrane. Gene Ontology annotation, molecular function: metalloendopeptidase activity. The coding region runs from base 6 to 2258 and encodes 750 amino acids. Lineage: Eukaryota; Metazoa; Chordata; Actinopteri; Acipenseriformes; Polyodontidae. The transcript has 22 exons.
CGAUAAUGGAGAAGUCUGAAAGUCAGAUGGAUAUCGUGGAGAGAUCGAGCAGGAGCAGCUCCCGGCGCUGGAGCGGCGCGGAGAUUGGACUCACAGUGCUGGUUCUGCUCAUGAGCGGUGCCGUGGCGGCGCUGGUCGUGCUCUACACAGCGAGAGAGACCUCCUUCCACCAGGCCAGUGUGGAGGCUGUGUGCACCACCCCAGGGUGUGUGACUGCAGCGGCCCGGCUGAUUCAGAACAUGGACCCGGAUGCUGAGCCCUGCCAGAACUUUUAUCAGUACUCCUGUGGGGGCUGGCUGGCCCGCCAUGUGAUCCCAGAGACCAACUCUCGAUACAGCGUGUUCGACAUCCUGAGAGAUGAGCUGGAGAUCACCGUGAAGGGAGUGCUGGAGUCGGAGCAGGAGGAGGAGCAGGACAGAGACGCCUUCCAGAAAGCCAAGAGACUUUACCAGUCCUGCAUGAACGAGAGUGUGAUCGAGCUGCGGGACUCCGCCCCUCUGCUGGCACUGGUGAGCCGGAUCGGGGGCUGGCCUGUGGCCUCAGCAGACUGGGACAGCAGCAGAGAGGAUCCCUGGAGUCUGGAGGACACUCUGUCCACUCUCACCGCUCGCUAUCACAAGAAGGUCCUGCUGGACAUGUUCGUGUGGACAGACGACCGCGACUCCAGCCGACACAUCAUCUAUAUCGACCAGCCAGGCUUGGGAAUGCCGUCCCGGGAUUACUACUUCAACGAUGGGAAUUACAAGCAGGUGCGUGAUGCGUAUCUGCAGUUCAUGGAGAGUGUGGCGGUCAUGGUGCGUGCCGACCGCGGCCUGGCUCGUAACGAUAGCUUCGUGCGCGAGGAGACAGCAAGGGUCUUGCAGCUGGAGACCGACAUCGCCAAUGCCACUUCCCCCCCAGAGGAGCGCAAUGACGUUACCCUGCUCUACCACAAGAUGGCGCUGACAGAGGUCCAGCAGAAAUUCACAUUGAACGGGUUUAACUGGACGCGGUUCAUGCAGGGGGUUCUGUCCAGCGUGAAUAUUGAGCUGCUGCCCCAGGAGGAGGUGGUGGUUUAUGGGGGCCCCUAUCUGCAGAAACUGGAGAGAAUCCUGCAGGCUUACCCAGUCAGCACCGUACAGAACUACCUGACCUGGCAGCUCAUCAUCGACAGGGUGGGCAGCCUGAGUCAGCGCUUCAAAGAGGCACGAGCAAACUAUCGCAAGGCGCUGUACGGUGCCACGGUGGAGGAGGCGCGCUGGCGGGACUGUGUGCGCUACGUCCAGAGCAACAUGGAGAAUGCUGUGGGGGCGCUGUACGUGAGAGAGAGCUUCGCAGGAGAGAGCAAACGCAUGGUCAGUGGGAUGAUCAGUAAGAUCCGCCAGGCCUUCAUCGAGACGCUGGAUGAGCUGCGCUGGAUGGACCAGCGCUCCAAGGAGAAGGCCAAGGAGAAGGCCAUGGCAAUCAAGGAGCAGAUUGGAUAUCCCGAUUACAUCCUGGAGAAGGGGAACCCCAAGCUGGACAUGGAGUACGCACAUAACUCUUCCCUAGGACCUCUUAGACCGCCAGCGGCCUCGGGUCUCUCGGACUCUUUGAGCCCUUGGCGAGAACGAGUGGACCCCGAUCUAUGGAUCAUCGGUGCUGCCGUGGUGAACGCCUUCUACUCACCCAACAGGAACCAGAUAGUGUUCCCGGCUGGUAUCCUGCAGCCCCCCUUCUUCAGUCAGCAGCAGCCCCAGGCUCUCAACUUCGGGGGGAUCGGAAUGGUGAUCGGACACGAGAUCACACAUGGCUUCGACGACAACGGCAGGAAUUUCGACAGGGAUGGGAACAUGCUGGACUGGUGCAGUAAUUUCUCCACCUCUCACUUCAAGGAGCAGUCUCGCUGCAUGGUGCACCAGUACGGGAACUACACCUGGAGACUGGCGGGGGGGCAGAACGUGAGUGGGAUCAGCACUCUCGGUGAAAACAUUGCUGACAACGGUGGAGUGAGACAAGCGUACAAGGCCUAUCUCCAGUGGGUGCAGAAGGAGGGGGAGGAGCCUCGGCUUCCUGGCCUCGAUCUCGACCACAAGCAGCUCUUCUUCCUGAACUUCGCCCAGGUGUGGUGUGGCUCUUACAGACCGGAGUAUGCCAGCCAGUCCAUAAAGACCGACUCACACAGCCCCCUGGAGUACAGGGUGAUGGGGUCCCUGCAGAAUUUCGAGGCGUUCUCAGAGGCGUUCCACUGCAAGCAGGGCAGUGCCAUGCACCCCAAGGAGAAGUGCCGCGUGUGGUAGCCAGGGGGCGCCACUCUCUGCUCACCAGCUCACUGCUGGCCAAUCCCGUGCCUGAGAAUACACUUUGUGCCCCGCCCCCUCCCCCCUUCUUGGAUGAAGCCAAUCCCUGCCCAGCUCUAUGGAGUGUGGUGCUGCUCAGAAGCAGUGCAAGGUUCUGAGUGGCUCAUUGAAUUCCAGAGCGCAGUGUUUCUUCACAAUGAUCUCGCUCCUCCAGGGUGUGCUCCCUCUUCGAUUUGUUCUGCUUUAACAGAUGAAUGAACACGUUGAGAUGUUUAAUUUGACAGGGAAAUAAAACUCAAACUGACUCAGCAGCCAGUAAAACCCAGAAAGAAAACUGCCUCUUAUUUUCAACACGGCCGCAGAGAAACUCCUCCUUGAAACGUUUGUCAUUGAAUUGCAGUUUCUUUUAGUUUUUCCUAGUUUUUAGUUUUUUAGUUUUUCUUCCAGUGUUAAGUGUACAUGAUUAAUCCAAUGUUUUAAUCGUGUUCACUUCUCCUCCUCAUGGCUCCUCCUCCUGAUCGCUCCUCCUCCUCAUGGCUCCUCCUCCUCAUGACGACUCCUCCUCCUCAUGGCUCCUCCUCCUCCUCAUGGCUCCUCCUCCUCAUGGCUGCAUCAUGUGGCUGGAUGUCUGUGUGGCUGGUGCACGCCCCGGGUUCGACUCAGUGUUCAUACCCAGGUAGGGCUCCUGUCCUCAUGCAAUCCCACAAAACUCCAGAAGGGGUCAGUCAGCAAGCUGAGGAAGGAACAAAACGCUGGUCUGCCUGACUCCGUGUUUCACCUCAAUAACAGCUCUGAUGAAGCACUGGAGCCCAAACACUGGUCUGCUUGACUCGUUCUCUUCUAGUUUCAAUAAUCACACUGAUGAAGCACUAGAGCCCAAACGCUGGUCUGCGUGACUCAGUUCAAUUUCAAUAACUAUGAUGAAGCACUAGAGUCCAAACGCUGGUCUGCUUGACUCAGUUCAGUUUCAAUAAC